AUGGAGAAAAUUGGUGGAGCUAUCAAGCUCCAACACAAGGAAGCUAGUAUUGAAGAAGGUCAGAUGGAGCCAAGAAGUACGGGUAUACAUAAUAUUCCAAGACACAAUUUUGUCUUGUGGAUAGCUAUUCAAGAUAGAUUACAAACAAGGGAGAGGCUUGAGAAACACAAUAUUAUUCUUGAUGGUUGCUGUCUGUUCUGCAGAUCACAAACAGAGACAAUGGAGCAUCGUUUCCUUACUUGUUCAUUCCCUUUGGUUUAUCUAAAACAGAUGAAAUGUUGCUUGGAUUGGGGAGCUGAAUCGAGCUCAUUGUGUAAGCUCAUGAGGUGGGUCGAUCGGGCAAAAAUCAGUAGAUUCGGGAAGCUAGUUUUAGCUGCUGCUACUGCAACCCUUGUGUAUCAUCUUUGGCAUGCCAGAAAUGACAUUCUUUAG
Molecule: messenger RNA, 432 nt
Organism: Cannabis sativa
Lineage: Eukaryota; Viridiplantae; Streptophyta; Magnoliopsida; Rosales; Cannabaceae
Exons: 2
Coding region: 1-432 (143 amino acids)
Source: RefSeq, a predicted model, not a curated record